AUUCUCCCGAAUUCCAGCCCACUAUUCUGAUGAUCUGCAAAAGAUUAUAUCACUUCUGCUUAGCGUCGAGCAUAAGUUCCGUCCUACCAUUGAAAUGAUUUUGCACCAUCCUACAGUGGUAACACACAUUGCUCAGGAAACUUUCAAAACUAUGACUAAAAGGCCUGAAGGCAGCAUCACUGAAUUGCGUGGUAAUAAUAAGGAAGUAAAUGGUGUUCCCAAUAUCAUACAGAAUUUGCAUGACCUCCAUUUUCCAUCUUCAUGCAGAACUCCAUUUCCAGAUGAAACUGAUAGCAAAAACUGCAAGGAAAACACUAGUGAAAGGGUUCAUGAUGUAUGGUUGAACAGGUUUCACAUCUUGAAACAGAGGGAGUCAUCUCUGAGAUUAAAGGAAUUUGCCAUUGAUGAGAGAGAGAGGGCUGUUACCAAAAAAGAGAAACAGGUGGCACUGCUAGACAGAUUGAUAAGGGAAAAAAUGACAAGAGCUGAUGUAUAUUUACGACAAUGCAGGGAAGCUCGAUCUGUGGCCAGCGUCAAGAACUUACAACAUCGGCAGUACAGCACAGCCAAUAUAGAUCUUGAUACAUCUCUCAGUGCAGAUCCUGGUGACACAAGCAUACUUCCCACAUCGACCAAGUUGAACCCAGAAUAUGUCACAAAGCCUUCACCAUUUGUAAGGGUUAAUUCUGAGAAACAUGUUCAUUUUAAUACAUUGCCAAUUACAAAACCAAAAGUGAAACAAUGCAGGGAUCUUCAGCCUCCUACCAAACAAGCCAUACCUCAGUCUGGCCUCUCCAGAAUGAGUAACCAAGUAUUACAUGACAUACAAGAACAUAUCCCAUCAAAGGUUUCUAAAAUACAUGAUAGAAAAGAAUUGCAGGAAAAUAGGAUUAAAAAUCCCUUUCAUGGCCUAGAAACAGCAAAUGAGGUCAACUUUAGAAAUGAUGUUCUGAUUGCUCUGAACUCCAAGCACACCAGCAGAAGCAGCAAUUCAAAUACGAUAAGACCUCAAUCUUGCAUGGAAGAUCUAACUGUAUGGCUUGAAAAUAAACGACAUGCUUAUCAUCUUAUUGGUACUGUGGGAACACAAAGAAAUGCAGACAAGGAAAACACAGCUGUUAGGAGUGCAGAAGUUCAGGAACAAAGAGUUACAAAAUCUGUUGGUGUGUCUGCAUCUAUAUCAUCGGCACACAAAAAUCUUGUGGGUUCACUUUCAAGCUUCAGAUAGAUUUAUGAAGUGCUGGUAUCUAUGUAUAUACAUUUAUGUUGGAACAGAUGUGUUGUUAAAUUGCUUUUCUAUCUAGAGCAUAAUUAUUAUGUUUAUUGGAACAUCUGCCCAUCUCUUUAAUGACUGCUGACAUACCUAACAUCUUAACAGUUUUAAAGUUACGUUCUGUUUUAUUGUACUGCCGACUUAUUAUCAAAGGAUGAAUGAUCACUGUCCAUAUUUUUGACUAUAAGAGGUCAACUAGUAAUAACCAGUGUCCUUCCCCCCCCCCACAUAUUUAUUCAGUGUUGUUACAUUCUGUAAAAGUGGCCUCUGUAGUCUAGAG
Molecule: messenger RNA, 1553 nt
Organism: Cryptotermes secundus
Lineage: Eukaryota; Metazoa; Arthropoda; Insecta; Blattodea; Kalotermitidae
Source: RefSeq, a predicted model, not a curated record